Messenger RNA from Neltuma alba, 315 nucleotides. RefSeq names its product L10-interacting MYB domain-containing protein-like. The coding region runs from base 1 to 315 and encodes 104 amino acids. The transcript has 2 exons. NCBI's taxonomy places the organism in Eukaryota, Viridiplantae, Streptophyta, Magnoliopsida, Fabales, Fabaceae. The record is from RefSeq and is a predicted model, not a curated record.
AUGGAGCAAAUCUACCAGAAAAAUCGUCAAGGAACAUCAUUUUCAAAGCCUGGGUGGAACAACAUUCACUCUGCAUUCAAUGCAAAAACAGGAAAAUCAUAUGAGAAGAAGCAAUUGAAAAAUAGGCUCGAUAGCUUGAUUAAGGAUUGGAGGACAUGGGUUGAUUUAACCAAAGAGACUGGUGAGAAUUCCCAGUAUGAAAAGUUUAGGUACCAGGAGUUAAAGUUUGCUCAUGAAUUAAACACGAUAUUCAAGGGUGUGAUAGCAUCUGGAGAGGAUAUGUUAGCACCAUCUUUAACCCAACCUCAGACAUAA